AUGGCGAUGCACAACAAGGCGGCGACGCCGCAGAUCCCAGACACCCGGCGGGAACUGGCAGAGCUUGUGAAGCGGAAGCAGGAGUUGGCGGAAACACUGGCAAACUUGGAAAGGCAGAUCUAUGCUUUUGAAGGAAGCUAUCUGGAGGACACUCAGAUGUAUGGCAAUAUCAUUCGGGGCUGGGAUAGAUAUCUGACUAACCAGAAAAACUCCAAUAGCAAAAACGAUCGAAGGAACCGGAAGUUUAAGGAAGCUGAGCGGCUCUUCAGUAAAUCCUCAGUUACCUCGGCAGCUGCAGUAAGUGCAUUGGCAGGAGUUCAGGACCAGCUCAUUGAAAAGAGGGAACCAGGAAGUGGGACAGAGAGUGAUACAUCUCCGGACUUCCACAAUCAGGAAAAUGAACCCAGCCAGGAAGACCCCGAGGAUCUAGAUGGAUCUGUGCAGGGAGUGAAACCUCAGAAGGCUGCAUCUGCUACUUCCUCAGGGAGUCAUCACAGCAGCCAUAAAAAACGAAAGAAUAAAAACCGGCACAGGAUUGAUCUGAAGUUAAACAAAAAACCACGAGCUGACUAUUAGAAGACUCAUUAGUACAGAAGCUUCCAGGUUCUAGAGCCCUGCUUCCCUUAUCUGACCUCAAAAGAUAAACAUCUCACCCGAGUGCGUGGCCAUCUGCAUCUGCUUUCCUGGACCCAGUGCCUGCGACGCAGUUUGUUCUGAAAUGUGGUGACAAAAAGUCAUUUCUGUAAAACCACAUCAGAUCAUUUACUUUGUGUCAUUUUUAGUAACAGCGUUGCAGGAACAACUGUGAAUUGGUUCUAAUCUCAGCAAGCUGCAAACUGUGCAUUUCUUCCUUCUUGGA
This is a messenger RNA of Elephantulus edwardii (Cape elephant shrew), 859 nucleotides long. RefSeq names its product MYST/Esa1-associated factor 6 (gene MEAF6). Gene Ontology annotation, cellular component: NuA4 histone acetyltransferase complex. The coding region runs from base 1 to 576 and encodes 191 amino acids. The transcript has 7 exons. Lineage: Eukaryota; Metazoa; Chordata; Mammalia; Macroscelidea; Macroscelididae. The record is from RefSeq and is a predicted model, not a curated record.